ACACAAUAUCUCUAAGUACUUCACAAAAUGAGUCUCUCCAAAAAUCUAUCCAUUUUGUUCUUCCUUUCAAUCACCCUCUGCUUCAGUCUAGCCCAUGCAGCUAGAUUUGAUGUAAGAAACAGUUGCCCCUUCACAGUUUGGGCCGCAGCAAUACCAGGUGGUGGCAAGCAGCUCAAUCGAGGUCAAAUAUGGAGCUUUAACGUUAAUGCCGGAACAGAAGGGGCUCGCAUUUGGGGUCGAACAGGCUGCGUUUUCAAUGCUGCAGGACGUGGCAAAUGCCAGACCGGUGACUGCGCCGGGCUUCUCCAAUGCCAAGCCUUUGGUAAUGCCCCAAACACCCUUGCCGAAUAUGCUCUAAACCAAUACAACAACAUGGACUUCUACGAUAUCUCGCUUGUUGAAGGGUAUAAUGUUCCUAUGGAGUUUAGCCCCACGUCUAAUGGAUGCACUCGUGGAAUAAGAUGUACUUCUGAUAUCAACGGGCAGUGCCCCGCUGAGUUGAGGGCCCCCGGAGGCUGUAACAACCCCUGCACCGUGUACAAGACCGACCAAUAUUGCUGCAGUUCUGGAAGCUGUGGCCCUACAGGCUUUUCCAGAUUCUUCAAAGAUCGCUGCCGCGAUGCUUUUAGUUACCCCCAGGAUGACCAAACAAGCACAUUCAUGUGCCCAGGUGGUUCUAACUACGAGGUUGUCUUCUGCCCUUGAAGAGGAAGGAAACUAGCUGGUAAUUAAUGUAAAAUAAUAUGUGACGUAAUAAAAGCUUAAAGGCUUUGUGAGCACACGUACAUGUGUGCAGAUCGACGCCACAUUACGUAUAUAAUAAUAUAUGAUGGAAUAAAAGCUCUCUGUUUGCUUCGGUUUUUA
This is a messenger RNA of Alnus glutinosa, 864 nucleotides long. RefSeq names its product thaumatin-like protein. Gene Ontology annotation, biological process: defense response. Gene Ontology annotation, cellular component: extracellular region. Bases 28 to 705 code for a protein of 225 amino acids. Lineage: Eukaryota; Viridiplantae; Streptophyta; Magnoliopsida; Fagales; Betulaceae. The transcript has a single exon. The record is from RefSeq and is a predicted model, not a curated record.